Nomascus leucogenys (northern white-cheeked gibbon) is the source of this 3943-nucleotide messenger RNA. RefSeq names its product Rap1 GTPase-GDP dissociation stimulator 1 (gene RAP1GDS1). NCBI's taxonomy places the organism in Eukaryota, Metazoa, Chordata, Mammalia, Primates, Hylobatidae. Bases 628 to 2211 code for a protein of 527 amino acids. Gene Ontology annotation, molecular function: guanyl-nucleotide exchange factor activity; protein binding. Gene Ontology annotation, biological process: positive regulation of GTPase activity. Gene Ontology annotation, cellular component: cytosol. The transcript has 15 exons. The record is from RefSeq and is a predicted model, not a curated record.
CAGCCUCGCCUCCCCUCCUCCAUUCUUCCUGCCGGUGCCCGGGCACCACGGAGCCUGCCUCGCGGGCUCGCAUCUGCAGCUCCAGCCGCGUUUCUCCAGAGGCCGCCCGCUUCCUUUUCCCCCGCGUCUACUGAGCUCGAGGCUCGGGUCCGACCGCGACCACUUGGUGUAACUUCCUUCUCUGUCAGUGCGACCUUUCCCCGUCGUGGAGACUCCUCAUCCCGGGCGGGGAAGUGGAAGCAAGUAGUUUGUGAGGGAGAUCUUACAACCUGCACGGAAAUUAUUUUCCACGGGGGAGAGCGGACAGCCUCAUAGGUUGAAAGGAUGACUUGUCAGAGGCCACGAGGAACGUGAGGCAGGAUAGAGCCGCUAGCUGUUGAAUUAGUGCUGGAUAAUCUCAGUGAUACCUUGAAGAAGCUGAAGAUAACAGCUGUUGACAAGACUGAGGAUAGUUUAGAAGGAUGCUUGGAUUGUCUGCUUCAAGCCUUGGCUCAAAAUAAUACGGAAACAAGUGAAAAAAUCCAAGCAAGUGGAAUACUUCAGCUGUUUGCAAGUCUGUUGACUCCACAGUCUUCCUGCAAAGCCAAAGUAGCUAACAUCAUAGCAGAAGUAGCCAAAAAUGAGUUUAUGCGAAUUCCAUGUGUGGAUGCUGGAUUGAUUUCACCACUGGUGCAGCUGCUAAAUAGCAAAGACCAGGAAGUGCUGCUUCAAACGGGCAGGGCUCUAGGAAACAUAUGUUACGAUAGCCAUGAGGGCAGAAGUGCAGUUGACCAAGCAGGUGGUGCACAGAUUGUAAUUGACCAUUUAAGGUCACUGUGCAGUAUAACAGAUCCCGCCAAUGAGAAGCUCUUGACUGUCUUUUGUGGCAUGCUGAUGAACUAUAGCAAUGAGAAUGAUUCGCUUCAAGCUCAGCUUAUCAAUAUGGGUGUUAUUCCUACCUUAGUGAAAUUACUGGGCAUCCACUGCCAAAAUGCAGCUCUUACCGAAAUGUGUCUUGUUGCAUUUGGUAAUUUAGCAGAACUUGAGUCAAGUAAAGAACAGUUUGCCAGUACAAACAUUGCUGAAGAGCUAGUAAAACUCUUCAAGAAACAAAUAGAACACGAUAAGAGAGAAAUGAUUUUUGAAGUUCUUGCUCCAUUGGCAGAAAAUGAUGCUAUUAAACUACAGCUGGUUGAAGCAGGCCUAGUAGAGUGUCUACUAGAGAUUGUUCAGCAAAAAGUGGAUAGUGACAAAGAAGAUGAUAUUACUGAGCUCAAAACUGGUUCAGAUCUCAUGGUUUUAUUACUUCUUGGAGAUGAAUCCAUGCAGAAGUUAUUUGAAGGAGGAAAAGGUAGUGUAUUUCAAAGGGUACUCUCUUGGAUUCCAUCAAAUAACCACCAGCUACAGCUUGCUGGAGCAUUGGCAAUUGCAAAUUUUGCCAGAAAUGAUGGAAAUUGUAUUCAUAUGGUAGACAAUGGGAUUGUAGAAAAACUUAUGGAUUUACUGGACAGACAUGUAGAAGAUGGAAAUGUAACAGUACAGCAUGCAGCGCUAAGUGCCCUCAGAAACCUGGCCAUUCCAGUUAUAAAUAAAGCAAAGAUGUUAUCAGCUGGGGUCACAGAGGCAGUUUUGAAAUUUCUUAAAUCUGAAAUGCCUCCUGUUCAGUUCAAACUUCUGGGAACAUUAAGAAUGUUAAUAGAUGCACAAGCAGAAGCUGCUGAACAACUGGGAAAGAAUGUUAAGUUAGUGGAGCGUUUGGUGGAAUGGUGUGAAGCCAAAGAUCAUGCUGGUGUGAUGGGGGAGUCAAACAGACUGCUGUCUGCCCUUAUACGACACAGUAAAUCAAAAGAUGUAAUUAAAACCAUUGUGCAGAGUGGUGGCAUCAAGCAUCUAGUUACCAUGGCAACUAGUGAACAUGUAAUAAUGCAGAAUGAAGCCCUUGUUGCUUUGGCAUUAAUAGCAGCUUUAGAAUUGGGCACUGCUGAGAAAGAUCUAGAAAGUGCUAAACUUGUACAGAUUUUACAUAGACUGCUAGCAGAUGAGAGAAGUGCUCCUGAAAUCAAAUAUAAUUCCAUGGUCCUGAUAUGUGCUCUUAUGGGAUCUGAAUCUCUACACAAGGAAGUACAGGAUUUGGCUUUUCUAGAUGUCGUAUCCAAACUUCGCAGUCAUGAGAACAAAAGUGUUGCCCAGCAGGCCUCUCUCACAGAGCAGAGACUUACUGUGGAAAGCUGAGAACUGCCCGAUACACGGCAUCAUCCCAUCUCUAAUUUCCCCUCUGUCCUCCAUCCAGCGGCUUCUUCCGCUUCAUUCUCUACCAUACCACUUGUGCAUGCAUGUGAUGUUCUAAUACCAAUUGAAGAACCGCUGUAGGUACCUCCCUAAUAAGAUUUCUAAACCCAUAGUUAGUGUGAUCAUGACUUUGUCAAAGGCAAGUCUCCACCCAUAACUGUUCUCUUGUAUUCCUGUUGCCUGAGCUACAUUAAUUAGAAUGUGCAUGUUGUAGUCCUAUGAUGAUAUAAACUUGGUGCGACAUAAUGACUUGCUCCACACAUGCAGUAAACUACAUAAUGAUGUACUGGUAAACUAGAAACAAAGAAUGCAGCAGGAUCUGUCUAGCUUAUUAAAGAUGAAACUGAAUUGGAAAAAUAGCUCCAUUUUUUGGUGCUUGGGAAGCACAGUGACCAAAAAAGUUGUAUGGCUGCUUAUUCAUUAGUCUUUCCUACUAAUGUCAAACCCAUGGUACCUAGAGUUAAAUAAAAUUCCAGUGCUCUUACUCUUUAACCUAUGGUUUCUCCUUUUUCCUUUGUAGACUAUUGAAACAGCCACAAACUUGGCAAGACUUUCUGAAGUUUCUGAUUUCAUAUUUAACUGACUAUUAUCAGUAGCCUGAUAUUGAAAAAUAUUUGUAGUUUUCAGUGUGAAACUAAGGGGUUGAAGAAUUGCUAUUACAAUCCCUAUUACAGAGCAUUUCGGGUUUUGCCUGUAUUUUAGAUUCUGAUACAUAUGCUGUUUCACUCAGGAACUACUUCUACCAGUUAAUCAGCAUUAUCCAGCACUUGUCUUUAAAAGUCAUUUGGCACUUUUUUUUUUUUUUCAACUGAGGAAAUCGAGUAUAGUUCAUUGAAGAAUGGAUUUUUUUUUCUUUUUUUUUGCUGUUUUUCAUCAUUCAGCUAGAAAGUGAGAAGUUUUAUCUUCCAUAGUCCUUUUAAAUCUUACAUUAGAACUAGCAGGACGUAGGUGGAAAGGUGAAGAAAUAAGCUUGUCUAGACUAAAGAAAGGAAAGCAGGUUAUAAAAGCCAUAGUAGCCAGUCCAGUUCAUUCUGCAGAUGGCCCCAUACCAAUCGCUAUUAGAGUUUCCCACCUCCACUUUCCCACUGAGAACUGCAGCAAUUUUAAAGGAUAUGAGAAAGCCAACACUCAAGAGAUGAGAAGACCCCCUUGGCGAAAUGUAUUGUACUCUUCACUGCCACCGCCACCACCAAAUGGGUUUUUAGAGCUUUGAAACACAAUCUUUGUAAAUUAACCAAAACCUCCCUGUGACCCACCUACCUUCUCCCCAUACCCAAAUUUGACCACUACUGGCCUAAAAGGCAAGAUGGGCUUUGAUAUAGAAGGACGGCAGGACAGUAGAAAGGGCUGCCACGGAGGUGACAGGAGCUCCUUCCUCUCCAACAUGUGAUGCUACACAUCUCUGUGGGUAAUCUAAGUUGGCCUUUUGACUCUAAAACAGCUAUAAUCCAAGAAAGUUAAAUUCUAAUGGAGGUAAAGAAUCUUGACUGAUUGUUCCCUUUGAUGUCCAAAUAAGGGACUAUUGUGAGUAUGUAUGCUACACUUACUAUAAGAAUGAUACUGUUUGUUGUCUUUCUCCUGGGCUGGAUAGUGGACAAUAUUACAGGCUUUGAAAGACAUCUGUAAUGUUGCAUAACUGUUCAUAUUAAUAACUUAAUAAAUAGUAUGUGAAGCU